Juglans microcarpa x Juglans regia is the source of this 1322-nucleotide messenger RNA. Its product is annotated as coiled-coil domain-containing protein 93. The transcript has 10 exons. Lineage: Eukaryota; Viridiplantae; Streptophyta; Magnoliopsida; Fagales; Juglandaceae. Gene Ontology annotation, biological process: Golgi to plasma membrane transport. Bases 3 to 1178 code for a protein of 391 amino acids. The record is from RefSeq and is a predicted model, not a curated record.
GGAUGAUUACUCGAAACUCCCUCUCACGAGCGAGUCGAACCGACAUGGCCGAGUCUCACUUCCUGUCCGAGUCCGGAUCACCGAUUUCUCUUGGGCGUAUUUAUGAUCUUCUCCUCUCAGUCGGUUAUGCCGACGCCGUAAAAACCGAUAUAUCUGCCUCCGAAAAGCUCCGUUCAGGCAUCGUCUGGUGCAUCGCUGCCGUCAACGACGAAACCCUAACACACCUGGAGGAAAUUGAGAUUGAAAAUCGCAUUGGGGAAGCUCUGAGGUUAAUCGGUUGUCCACACCCUCUUGAAGCUUCUCAAAUUGAAACUCUAGACAUCAAAGCCAUUUUUCCCGUUGUACAGUGGCUUGUUAAUCGUGUUAGGACCUUACAAGAUGAUGACAGGGAUCAUGAGAAUCAAAAAGAGCUCGGGCUCGAUAUUAUGAACGAAAUUAAACUUCUACGAGAGAGAAUAGAUAAGGAAGGUGCUACUAUUGCUGUGCAGAAAUUGAUACCACUUUUGGGGUCGUUAAAGAAUCUGGAAAUGCAAGAAUCUGAAUUCCAGUCCAAUUGUAAUGUAAAACGCUCUGAACUGCAAGCUGAUAUUAUUGAAUUGGAGGGAAGAAUAGCAAGUGACUGGGAUGGCAAGAUUCCCUCUGAUAGUCUCAAUCAUUCUUUGGUUGAAUCUUUGGAGGAACUGCAUUCUGCAAAAAAGGAACUUGCAGCUAGAUGUAGGGCAAUUAUUGCUGUGAAGCGGCAGCUUGAUGACAUGCCAUCCCAAUCAGAACUCAUCCAGUAUGAACGCCGAUUUUCAGAACUGUAUGUCCAUAUCCAGAAAAAGCAUCGCCAAACUCGUAAAUAUUAUGGUACCUAUAAUGCUCUUUUGGAGAUAAAAGAACUGAUGCUAAAGGAAACAUCUUUAUUGAAUUCAAUAAGUUCCCAGUUCCAAGAAGCCAUUACUAAUGCUGCUGGUCGCAUGAAACUUAUUGAUUCCAUGGAGGGAAUUGUGAAGAGCAGUCAACAGAAACAAGAAAAGGUCCAACUUGGGUUUCAAGAAGAGCAGAAGAUUUGUGAUGCUCUCAAACAGCGAAAUGCUGCUGCUUCUGCAGAGCAAAGACGCUGUUACACUCUGUUAAAAGCUUUCCAGGAGGAAUGCGCAAAGAAUGAAAAACUGCGCUGCCAAAGUUGUACAUAGUGCUUACCUGUUGUGUGAAGGAAGAGGAGGUGAUUAGUAUUGCAGGUCAAAUUUCUAUGUGAGUUCUGUUAUUUUCUCCUGUUUUUGCUGUAUAGAUCUGUAAUUUUUAUAAACAAUCGAUGAAGCUGGCUUCAUUAUUUAUUA